This is a messenger RNA of Eriocheir sinensis (Chinese mitten crab), 6017 nucleotides long. RefSeq names its product egl nine homolog 1-like. Gene Ontology annotation, biological process: cellular response to hypoxia; peptidyl-proline hydroxylation to 4-hydroxy-L-proline. Gene Ontology annotation, cellular component: cytoplasm; nucleus. The record is from RefSeq and is a predicted model, not a curated record. Bases 1253 to 2608 code for a protein of 451 amino acids. Gene Ontology annotation, molecular function: ferrous iron binding; peptidyl-proline 4-dioxygenase activity; L-ascorbic acid binding. Lineage: Eukaryota; Metazoa; Arthropoda; Malacostraca; Decapoda; Varunidae. The transcript has 6 exons.
GGAAGGGCCAGGCAGGGGUGUCAUUAUAUAGUUCUCCGCGAGCCACUAGGCAUGGUAGAGGCGGCACUGGGGCGCGAGGCAACCCGUGACUCUGAGCUCUGGAGGGAAACAAGACAGAAAAUAAUAGAACCUCAUCCUCCGCAAGAAACUCAUAUCCACGAAGUCUUGUUUGGCAAUAGUGGAGGUCGAGAAUUUUCAGCUGGCAGGAUUUUUUGGCACUCUGAUAUUACCCCUGGCACCCUACAGCCCAAGGGAAACCAGUGUGACUUUAAGCUCUGAAGGGAAAUAAGACAGAAAAUAAUAGAACUUCAUCCUCCGCAAGAAACUCAUCCCCGAAGUCGUCUGGCAAUAUUGGAGCUCAAGAAUUUUCAGCUGCCAGGGUGAUUUGGCACUCUGAAAUUACCCCUGGCACCCUACAGCCCAAGGGAAACCCGUGUGACUCGAAUAUCUGAAGGGAAAUAAGAGAGAGUACAGUUGGACUUCAGCCUCUGCAAGAAAAUUGUAUCCACGGAGUCUUGUCUGGAAUUUUAGGUGCUAGGGUGUUAUGGCACUCUGAAAGGCCCCCUGCAAGACCCUAUCACCCCUGCCACACCACGAGCCAGAGAAAACCCUGUAGCUGUGGCUCAUCACCAUCCUAAAGCCAUUAUUCCCGUCUGUAAGAAUAAAGACACUAUAACCGAUUAUAAAGUGUAUGGCAGGGUUGGCUUCACACCGCCCUAGCUGUCGCCUGGCACUGCCCACACACACCUGGCGAAGAGGAGUCAAGCAGGUGUGUUGUUGGGCUCAGGUGUGUGAGAGGAGAACGAAGGUGAGCGGGUGUGAAUUUACCUGAAGAAACGAAGACAGGUGUUUGGAGGUGACUGUGAUGAUUGUAAACUUAGAUUGAAGAAAGAAGAAUUUAAGUGGAGGAAAGAGUGAAGAAAGUAGAAGACGGACAUUAAAGAAAAGACAUGGAUUAAUAGGUGGCAGAAUGGUGAUGAGAAUUGCCACUUGAAGAGAAGGAAAAAAAGAAAGACUACCAUAUGUAAAAAUUAAACCACUCACACAAUCAUUCUAUUCUGUGAUUGUGAAGAAAAGGAAACAAAAAAGACUACCAUUAUAAAAUUCAUCCUGUCACAUGAUCCUUCUGUUCCUUAACUUAAAAAAAGACGAACAACACUGAUACCAACCAGCAAGUCUCGGGGGGUAAGGGACGCUAGACAGAGACAACACAAGCUCUGGCCGAUAAACCAACCCCCGUCGCCUCUCUGUGAUGAUUCUGUCUGAACACCUUGGGGUCGUGCCGGACUGCUACAGAGCUCGCCUGAGAAUGAGCCAUGGGGCCGUAGAGAAGGUGUGCGCUCAGUGUGGGGCGCGCGACUACCAACUCAAGAUGUGCAGCAAGUGUCAGUCGACCUGGUACUGCAACAAGACACACCAGCGCGAGCAUUGGAGUGAACACAAGCAAUUCUGCAUCCCCAAGAGCGCUAGUCUGAUGAUGGCAGCAGCGGCGGGCGGCGGCGGAUUAGGCGGAGGGGGGGUAGGCAUGGGGAUAGGAGGCAGAGGAAGGGGGACUUCUGCAAAAACCAAAAGAGAGGAAAAAAGGCGAAACCCAGAGACUAACUUCAAUAUCGACAGUGCGGUUUUGGAUGAGGUCGCCGGCAGCCCGCUCCAGUACUACCAACAAACGUACGAACACCACCAACACCAGGACCAGGCUGUGGCAAUGGGCCAUAAUGAGUUACAAUUUCAGGGUUGGGGUGCACAGGGCCGAGGAAGAAGGAAAUCGCCAGUUCAAGACCUCAGCACCCCUAUCGACUCCAGCCACCACCCGCUAGAGGCCUCGUCACACGUUAGCCAGUCCAAGACACCGCCCCUGUACCACGUGACGGACUCAGUGGACUCGCAGUCGCUGGAGGAAGGCGGGUUCAGUCAGGAGUGGUUUGCCAGGGUCCUUCAGCUUGUCAUGGAAGACCUCAACAAAUAUGGAGUCUGUGUCGUCGACGAUUUCUUAGGGACGGAGAGGGCAGACCGCAUCCUGGCCGAAGUAAAGGACCUCCACUCCUUGGGCGUUUUCCAGGCGGGUCAGGUCGUGUCAAGACAGGUGCAGGACCCAGCGCGGGGCAAGAUCAGGGGCGACAAGAUAGCCUGGGUCACGGGGUCAGAGCCGAACUGCAGCGCUAUUGGUCAGCUGGUCUCUGUGGUUGACUCCCUGGUGGCCAAAGCGAAUAAGCACCAGGACGCGGGCAAGCUGGCGCAGUACAACAUUACGUGGAGAACCAGGGCUAUGGUGGCGUGUUACCCAGGGCGGGACACGCACUACGUCAAACACGUGGACAACCCCAACGGUGACGGCCGCUGCAUCACCGCCAUCUACUACCUGAACAAGAACUGGACGGCCGAGGACGGCGGUGUGCUGAGAAUCUACCCCGAGAACUCCAGUGACAUCAUCGCCGCGAUAGAACCCUGCUUUGACCGCAUGUUGUUCUUCUGGUCCGACCGGCGCAACCCCCACGAGGUCAUGCCCGCCAAGAUGACCAGAUUCGCCAUCACAGUCUGGUACUUGGACCAGAAGGAGCGCGAAGAGUACCUGGCCAGGGAGGCGAUGCGCGCUGCUGCCUGCACAUGACUGUCCGCGGGCAACACAACCUGCCGUCCUACCACUACUACUACUGCUACUACUCCUGCUCGCCACACCUGCCACCCCCACCAGCACUCCUACCACCCCUACCAUCAUGGGCUGACUGCUCCUCACACCGCCAAUGUUGCCAUCACGGACAUAAACACCACCACCUCUUCUUCUUGUAGUCCCGCCUCCCCGCCCUCCUCCAGACUCCCACUGUCUUAUCUGUCUUAUGGAUUUGUGCGCUGAGGAGGAUAGGUUUUGUGGGUUCUUUGGUUGUUCACAUCCUUUUCUGCACCUCUUUGUAUGUUCCGAUGUUUUUCUUUGGUUUUUCUUUUCUGAUUUUUUUUUUUUUUUUUUUUUUUCAAAACUUCAUUAUUUUUUUCUUUUUGUUAUCACUUUUUAAUUCUCAGUUGUAAUCUCUCCUCAGUAUAGUAUCCAUCUCCUUUCUUUUUCACUUCUUUCCUUAUUUCCUGCAUUGUUCUGUUUUAUUCUGGUCAUUCCUUUCUCUAUUAUUUUAUCUCCACUUGCAAUGCAUUCAUGAACACACAAAUGACUCUUCCUUCGUCACUUAUCCCUUCUCUUUCCCUCAAUUUUCCACCCGAUUCUUAUCCAUCUUGUUGCUCUCUUCCCUCCCCCCAUCACACCCUUAUCCCAGCAUUGAUUGGGCUGAGCAAAUAAGUGUGCCAUAACAUAGUCUAAUAACAGUGAUAGCUCCCAGUCAAUGCAAAACCCAUAGACUUAACUCAUCGCUUUCCUUCUCGCCCUUCUCUCAAUCCCUUCUCCCCCUUCAAAUGGUGUUUCCUUCAUAGCUGGCGAAUCUGUGCUGUUUGGGCUUUGAUUCCACUGUCCCUCUUGUCUGAUUUUAUCCAAACAAGUUGAGGAAUCUUGCCACCUAGGAAUGUAGAAGUGGGUUGUUACAUUUCCCUUCCACCAGUCAGGGAAAAGUGGAUGAUUAUGAAUUUUUUUUUAGAUAAGUGGAAAAGAAAACGUGGAUAUGAAGAAGGGAUAAAAAAGUGGAUGGAUAUAUUCUCUUCCACCAACUAACAAAGAGAAAGUGGAUAUGAAAAGCAGAUAGAAUAGUGGAUAAAUAUUUUUUCCCUCCACUAGCCAAGAUUGAGAAAGUGGAUAUGGAUAAUGGGGAAGAAUGUGGAUUUUUUUUUUUUCCCAUCCACCAACCAGCAAAGGAAACGAAAGAGUGGAAAGUUGCCUCAUGGUGGAGUGCAUAUUUAAGCAGAAACAUUUGUAAACUCCACCUCCACCAUCCUGGCAGUAAAAGGAGGAGGCUGAAGGGUGGAGUUUACCAAGCACUGGAGUGGAUGCGGAGCGGGGUAGUGGAGUGCAGUGAUAUCCAUGACAAAACGCUGUCUUGUAGAGGAACAGGUUCAUGGGAGAGCUGAAAGAACUCCUUCGUGAAUUACGUGCGUGCGUGUGUCCCCGUGGCUUUCAAGGUCGUGAUCAUAUGCGACAUCCCGAGCUUGUGAGAAAUUGUACUUUAUAUCGCUACUAUUCCGAUAUUGAUUGUACGUCAAGAAUAUACAUAACAUACACACCUACAGUCUAUUUGUAAGUUGUAUACUACUACCACCACUGCUACUACUAGUGCUACUACUACCGCUACUACUACGACUUCUACUACGUAUGCACUGUAAUGGCCUAUGAAAGAGGAAGCAAAAAACAAAACUUCAAUGUGAUAUAAUAUGAUAAUUGCGUUGUGCUCUCGCAUUGUCUUUCCAUCCCUCUUGUGUAGUGAGUGAAGCUUUUGUAUUUCCCGAGAUUUGUGGACGUGAUGGAGGGAGGUUGAGGAGCAGAGUUGGUGUGCGUGUGUGUGAGGCAAUAACCACGAGCUGUGCGUUAAUGACAAGUCCUCAUGCACACACACACCCCCCAAACAGCAGCAGCAGCACAAAAUCGGUAAAAGCAAUGUAAACAGCAGUAGUUGCAGCGAUAUUCAAGACUCAUUUUCUUAAAGAUUUGCCUGGAUGCGCUUUUUAGAUUCAGCUAGAUUUUUUAUUUUUUGCAAGAUUUGGAUGAUUAUAUUUUUGUAUCUGAUUAUACAUGUUAAGUCUUUUUUUUUCCUCUGUCCUCCAUCUUCUCCCUCUCAUCCUUUCUCCUCCCUCCUCUCCCCCUUUACCAGCACUACUACUACUACUACUACUACUACUUAUACUGAUGUCACUACUAAUAUUACCAUGACCCCUUGUGUAGUAUCCAGGCAAAGCUUAAUGUUUUGUUUUGUCAUUAAUUUAAGCAGCUGAAGGGCAACAAAGACAAAAAAAAAAAAAAAAACAUGCCUGAGUGGUGCAUUCAUUGUUGCCAGGACGGGCGGUCAUGCCAAGAUGUGCUGCGUAAUAGCCAAGGUUGCUGCAGUGUUGGUUUUACCUACUACGCGUUCACUAUUACAAUGCUGUUACUACUACUACUACCACUACUAUUACUGCUGCUGCUGCUACAAUUACUGCUGCUACUGUAUAUUUAUUGGUUCAUGCAGCAGUUGUUUGCUAUUCAUGCCUUGUACAGGAGAUGGUUGUGAUAUAUUUAUUAGGAACUUACGGUGAAUUUGGUACCUUGACUGUAUAAAAGCAAAACAAAAUAUGUACUAAGUGAGCGGAAAAAACGAUGCUUCAUUAUCUUAAUCCUUCAUAACCAAAGAUGUGGAUUUAUACAAAAUUUGUGUCGUUAAUAUUUAGCAGUCGGAUGCCCUCCUUGCACACACACACACACACACACACACACACACACACACACACACACACACACACACACACACACACAGACACAUACAUAUACAUAAAUACAUUCAUACAUACACGGAACGUACUAUGGUGCUGAACUUUUGCCUAUGCAGUAUAUCAGACAGAAAUAGAUACAAAAAGCAUGGAAAGAAAGACAUGUUUUAUGCUUGUAUUAUAUAGUGUGUGUAUUAGUCACAUAGUACACACUUAUUCAUUCAUAUUAAUUCAUACACACACACACACACAUUAUACAGUAAGGAGGGCUGGUAUGAUUUUUCUGUUACUUUCUCACUGCGUUGUAUGUUACUUGUAUGUUUUAUAUUUCGUUUGUAUUCCACCCGAUAAGGUCUUGUGAUUCUUUCUUUUGCAUAAUUCUUUUUUCCCCUUAAGAAUUAUAUAUCUGAAUUGUAUCACUUGUGUUGAUUCUCAUUUUUCAUUUUUUUGGCGGAUUUGUGUUUGUUGUAUUGAUGGCGUUGAUGACUGAAGCACUUCAUUAUUAUUCUUUCACUUUAUGUACUCCACCUGACGUUUAUAUAUUCUUAAUUACUUACCUACCUGUGUUUAUGUAGUCAGUGUUGAUAUUCGGUCAAACGGAAUUAAAAGAACAGUGUACCGAGGGGAGCGUUGUCCCUCGAGGCACUCUAAACAAAGGAGGGAAAAUAAACGAGAAGAAUUAUUGA